This is a messenger RNA of Colletotrichum fioriniae, 306 nucleotides long. RefSeq lists its product as uncharacterized. The record is from RefSeq and is a predicted model, not a curated record. Lineage: Eukaryota; Fungi; Ascomycota; Sordariomycetes; Glomerellales; Glomerellaceae.
AUGAAAUUCACAACCUCAACCGCCAUCAUCGCCCUAGCUGCCUUCUCCCCUCUAGCCUCAGCCGCCACCUGCAGCCACUCACAGAACCGCUGGUCCAUCACCGCCAGCGGCGUCGAUGACGUCCCCGGAAAGUGCGGCGGCCUCUGGGACAACCUCAAGCGCUUUGGCGCCUGUGCCGUCAGCAGUCCCAGCUGCGGUGGCAGCAACGGCAACCUCGCCUGGACUUUCACCAGUGGUGUUGGCUGUAACGCCGGCAUGGUUGAGUCUACCUGGUGGCAAGCCACGAAAAACCAAAAGGGCAUGUAG